Messenger RNA from Diversispora eburnea, 540 nucleotides. NCBI's taxonomy places the organism in Eukaryota, Fungi, Glomeromycota, Glomeromycetes, Diversisporales, Diversisporaceae. The record is from the annotation of a GenBank genome assembly.
ACGGAAAUCAAUUAAAAACAAAUCUCAAAAAACAUGAAUCAUCUCUAUCGUCAAGUAUAUCUCAUCCGCAAACUUGCUAUAUUAGUCGUAAAAAAGAAAUGGUGCAUUGUACAGCUGGUCAUUCUUCCAAUAAUAUUAUAAUGAGCAUUAAAAUCGAUAGUAGAUAUUCAGAUGGUGGAUAUGGAUCUGUAUAUUUGGCUAUAUUAAAAAAUGGCUUGAAAUGGUAUUGGAAUUUUAAUAGACACAAUUGGGAAUAUUCUUAUGUAGAUAUUAAAUUGGCUUUGAAAGAAAUAAAUAAUUCUAGACAUGAUUUAUCUGGAUUUCUUAAAGAGUUCUUAGUUCAUCGUGACCUACAUAGUGGAAACAUUUUGAUAAAAUAUUAUAAAUAUUAUGAAUAUUAUUCAAAUUCAUAUGGUGCAUCAAUUACAGACUUAGGUUUGAUUGCAGAUGAAAAUCAAGAAAAAGCAAUCAAAUCUCAAAAACAAGUAUCAUCUCUAUCUUCAAGCAAGUCUCAUCCACUAUCUUGCUAUAUUAGUCAAA